UGAUUACAUUACAAAGCCUUAUAAGAAGUGAGACCUAGCAAAUAGGGUUUCACUUUCUUCCUUAUAGCACUGAAAUUGAGAGGAGUCGCCGCAGUGAUCUUCCUCCUUCUAUCCAAAUUUUUUAUAUUAUUUGGGUUUAAUUUCAUUCGAUUUCGAGCAGGAAGUAUGUCUCAUCGUAAGUUUGAGCACCCCAGACAUGGUUCUCUUGGUUUCCUCCCACGAAAGAGAGCUGCUCGCCAUAGGGGAAAAGUGAAGGCUUUUGCAAAAGAUGACCCAACAAAGCCAUGCAAAUUUACUGCUUUCCUUGGAUACAAGGCUGGGAUGACUCACAUUGUCAGAGAAGUUGAGAAACCAGGAUCAAAACUCCACAAGAAGGAGACAUGUGAGGCAGUGACAAUUAUCGAAACACCACCAUUGGUUGUUGUGGGAGUUGUCGGCUAUAUCAAGACACCUCGUGGUCUUCGCAGUUUGGAUACUGUUUGGGCCCAACAUUUAAGUGAAGAGGUGAAGAGGAGGUUUUACAAGAAUUGGUGCAAGUCUAAGAAGAAGGCUUUCUUCAAAUACUCAAAGAAGUAUGAAACUGAAGAUGGUAAAAAGGAAAUCCAGGCUCGAUUGGAGAAGUUGAAGAAAUAUUGUACUGUGAUCCGAGUUUUGGCUCAUACCCAGAUUAGAAAAAUGAAGGGCUUGAAGCAAAAGAAAGCGCAUCUGAUGGAAAUUCAGGUGAACGGUGGAGAUGUUGCUAAAAAAGUGGACUUUGCUUACAGUUUCUUCGAGAAGCAAAUCCCUAUCGAUGCAGUUUUCCAGAAGGAUGAGAUGAUUGACAUCAUUGGUGUGACCAAAGGUAAGGGAUAUGAAGGUGUGGUGACUCGUUGGGGUGUCACUCGUCUUCCUCGCAAGACUCAUCGUGGGCUUCGUAAGGUAGCAUGUAUUGGUGCAUGGCAUCCUGCUAGAGUUUCAUUCACAGUUGCCCGAGCUGGACAAAAUGGUUACCAUCACCGCACAGAGAUGAACAAGAAAAUUUAUAAGCUUGGAAAGGCUGGACAAGAGUCUCACUCUGCAAUGACCGAGUUUGACAGGACCGAGAAGGAUAUCACCCCGAUGGGAGGAUUCGCCCAUUAUGGUAUCGUGAAGGACGAUUACAUUAUGAUUAAGGGAUGUUGUGUAGGACCGAAGAAGCGUGUUGUGACACUGAGACAAUCACUAUUGAAACAGACAUCUAGGGUUGCCAUGGAAGAGAUUAAGCUCAAGUUCAUCGACACAUCGUCGAAAGAUGGCCAUGGUCGCUUCCAGACUAUCGAGGAGAAGGCUAGGUUCUAUGGACGCGCUAAGGCUGUCUAAAUUUUUGUUUUUUUUUUCUUCUUUUGAGCAAUUAGAAAGAGUUAACUUUGUUUAAUCUUAGAAGUGUUAAGAUUUUGAUGUCCUUGAAAUUUUCUUUAUAUUUCUGCUUUGUCUUGUCAAAUUGGUUGGCUAUUCUUUACUACUUUGUUUGGUUGUUUAUCUCAAAUUACCAAUUUUUUAAUUUUUCUUUUUUCUAA
This is a messenger RNA of Cannabis sativa, 1535 nucleotides long. RefSeq names its product large ribosomal subunit protein uL3y. NCBI's taxonomy places the organism in Eukaryota, Viridiplantae, Streptophyta, Magnoliopsida, Rosales, Cannabaceae. Gene Ontology annotation, molecular function: structural constituent of ribosome; RNA binding. The transcript has 6 exons. The record is from RefSeq and is a predicted model, not a curated record. Bases 166 to 1338 code for a protein of 390 amino acids. Gene Ontology annotation, biological process: ribosomal large subunit assembly; translation. Gene Ontology annotation, cellular component: cytosolic large ribosomal subunit; ribosome.